CUGAGCAGAAAGGGACGAGCCGGGUUAGUUGACGACCCGGGACCGGCUGGCACGCGACCGACCGAGCCGGCUUGUGUUCUGCCCCGGGUUUCUGCGCGUGGUUCUCGCCGGAGCUCGGCGACAGCGGAAGGUUGUCUCCAAACCAGCGUCGGACACUCGGCGCUCGGGGCGAGCGCCGCCGCCGCCAGCAAGCAAGCACCAGCAGCAAUUCGGCGGGGGACCAUGCCAGGCUCCAUGCCGAGCACGGAGCGACCACCUGCGCCGGUUGACGGCGGGCGUAGCGCGGACGCCGACGAUAAGGCGGCGAUGUCCGGCGCGGGUUCGGCGCUGAAGCAGGCGGGCAUCAUCGACCCAUCGGUUCCCAUCCGGGAUAUACAAACCAAAUUUGCCGUUCUCAGCGGACUCAUUCAAGCCGGGGAGGUUAGCAACCGGGAUAUCGUGGACACGGUGCUCAAUUUGUUGGUGGCGGGCGAGUUCGAUCUGGAGGCCAACUUUGUCAUUCAAGAGGCGGACGGCAUCGGCUGCCUGCCGGCUCUGCUGGAGCACUGCGACGUCGCCUGCCAGGCGGAGAUCUGGAACGUGCUGACCGCCAUGCUGCGCAAGAGCGUGCGCAACCUGCAGAUGAGCACCGAGGCGGGCCUCGUCCGGCGGCUGCUGCUCCGGAUCGGCUCGGUGGAUGACAUGAUUGCAGACUUGCUGGUGGACACGCUGGGCGUGCUGGCCGGCUACAGCAUCACGGUGGGGGAGGUCAAGCUCCUCUUCAGCAUGCUGCAGGCGGAAGGCGGCCUGUGGCCCAGGCGUGCCGUCAAGAUGCUGGCCGUGCUCAACCACACGCCCCGGCGACACGGACCCGACGCCUUUUUCAACUUCCCCGGCCGCAGUGCCGCUGCCAUCGCGUUGCCUCCCAUUGCCAAGUGGCCUUACCAGAACGGCUUCACGUUCAACACCUGGUUCAGGAGGGAUCCCUUGAACAACAUCAACGUGAGCAAGGACAAGCCCUAUCUCUACUGUUUCCGCACCGGCAAAGGCAUCGGCUACUCUGCGCAUUUCGUCGGCAACUGUCUGAUCGUCACGUCUCUCAAAUCCAAAGGGAAAGGCUUCCAGCACUGCGUCAAAUACGAUUUCCAGCCGAGAAAGUGGUACAUGAUCAGCAUCGUCCACGUCUACAGCCGCUGGAGGAACAGCGAGAUCCGUUGCUACGUCGACGGCCAACUGGUUUCUUACGGAGACAUGGCCUGGCACGUCAACACAAACGAUAGUUACGAGAAGUGCUUCCUGGGCUCCUCGGAGACGGCCGACGCCAACCGAGUCUUCUGCGGCCAGCUGGGAGCCGUCUACGUUUUCGGCGAAGCUCUCAAUCCGGCGCAGAUCUUCGCCAUCCAUCAGCUCGGACCGAGCUAUAAGAGCACGUUCAAGUUCAAGUCCGAGAGCGACAUCCACCUGGCCGAGCAUCACAAGCGAGCGUUGUACGACGGCAAGCUGGCGAGCGCCGUGGCGCUGGCCUACAACGCCCAAGCCACCGAUGCGCAGCUGUGUCUGGAGUCGUCCCCCAAGGAGCACGGCUCCAUCUUUGUGCACUCGCCCCACGCGCUCAUGCUUCAGGAUGUAAAAGCCACGGUGACUCACUCCAUCCACCGGGCCAUCCACUCUAUCGGAGGCAUCCAGGUUCUCUUCCCACUCUUUGCUCAGCUGGACUAUCAUCAUUUGAACGAAAGCCAAUUGGAGACCAGCGUCUGUGCUACCCUCCUGUCCUUCCUGGUGGAACUGCUGAAGAGCUCUGUGGCCAUGCAGGAGCAGAUGCUGGGCGGGAAAGGCUUCUUGGUCAUUGGCUACCUGCUCGAAAAGUCGUCCCGCGCCCACAUCAGCAGCUCGGUGCUGGAGCAGUUCCUCUCCUUCGCCAAGUAUCUGGACGGCCUGCCGUACGGGGCGGCGCUAUUGAAGCAGCUCUGCGACCACAUCCUGUUCAACGCCGCCAUCUGGAUCCACACCCCCGCCAAGAUCCAGCUGUCUCUGUACACGUACCUGUCCUCCGAAUUCAUCGGCACGGCGGCCGUCGACGACACCAUCCGGCGUGGCGGCACGGUGCUCCGCUUCAUGCAUACUCUCAAGUACUACUACUGGGCCGUCAACCCGGCAGGCGGCAGCGGCAUCGCCCCAAAGGGUCUCGAUGGUCCAAGGCCGACCCAGAAAGAAAUCAUCUCUCUGCGGGCCUCCAUGCUUCUCUUUCUCAAACAACUCAUCUUGAAGGAUCGAGGUGUGAAGGAAGACGAGCUCCAGAGCAUCCUCAACUAUUUGUUAACAAUGCAUGAGGACGAGAACCUCCACGACGUGUUACAGCUGCUGGUGGCCCUCAUGUCCGAGCACCCGGCCUCCAUGAUUCCCGCUUUCGACCAGAGAAACGGAAUACGGGUGCUCUACAAACUUCUGGCAUCCAAGAGUGAAGGCAUUCAAGUGCAGUCGCUCAAAGUGCUUGCCUACUUCCUCAAACAUUUGGGACACAAACGAAAGGUAGAGAUCAUGCACACCCAAAGUCUCUUCACCCUCCUGGGCGAGAAGCUGCUGCUGCACGGCGGCGGCGGCGGCGGCAUGAGCGUGACCACCUACAACGCGCUGUACGAGAUUCUCACGGAGCAGGUGUGCACGCAGGUGGUCCACAAGCCGCACGCCGAGCCCGACUCCAGCGUCAGGAUUCAGAACCCAAUGAUCCUCAAAGUGAUGGCGACCCUCUUAAAGAACUCGGCCCCCGGCGCCGAGCUGAUGGACAUCCGCCGCCUCUUCCUCUCCGACAUGAUCAAACUGUUCGGCAGCAGCCGAGAGAACCGACGAUGCCUGCUGCAGUGUUCGGUGUGGCAGGACUGGAUGUUCUCUCUGGGCUACGUCAACCCAAAAAGCCCGGACGAGCAGAAGGUCACCGAGAUGGUGUACGACAUCUUCCGUAUCCUGCUGUACCACGCCAUCAAGCACGAGUGGGGGGGCUGGCGCGUGUGGGUGGACACGCUCUCCAUCGCGCACUCCAAGGUGACAUACGAGGCGCAUAAGGAGUACCUGGCCAAGAUGUACGACGAAUACCAGCGUCAAGAAGAGGUGAACAUCAAGAAAGGGGAGAAAGGUUCGGUCAGCACCAUCUCGGGUCUGUCGGCUCAGGCCACCGGCACGACGUCCUCUGUGGACAUGGCGGAAACAACGGACGGCGGCUCCCGCUCGCCGGGCAGCGACGGCGCCGAUUGGCACGACGGGCGCAAGCCGGAGGGGAGCGCGGCGGUGGGCGGCAUCGCAGCGGAAGUCCGGCACCUCCUCGUGGACAUCAAAGCGGAGAAGGUGGAAGCGACGGAGGUGAAGAUGGACGACGCGGACCCGCUGAUGGAGGCGGACUGUCUGCUGGACGAUGUUUACGGCGCCGUGAUGCCGCCGAAGAACGGCGCGACGGAGCGGCGGAUCUCGGCUCCUCUGAUCUCGCUGGACGACGACAAAGACGGCGUCCCUCAGGGCAGCGCUUUCUUGUUGCCCGACUUGCACCAGGCUCGUCCUUUGGGACCGGGCGAAGAUCUGCGCCUUCUGGCCACCUCGGACUUUGCCUCCUUACCUGGCAUCUCGGAAAAGGAUGAGCUCCAAGUCUCGGCGGAGGGGGCCUCGAUCUCAGUUGCGGUGCCCUCUCAAGGCGACCUUUUGGCCAUGUGGAGCAAGAGCGAGAAGCCCUCGGACACGGCGGAGGAUGGCGAGAAGAUAAAGAUUCAAACCAGGACAACCACGCAGAGCCUAAACAGCCGACUUGGCAGUCCGACGGACGGAGCCCAUUUGCCGGGCGACGGCGCCCUGCCAGAGCGGGACUACGAACAGCAGCAGCAGCAGCGGCGGCGUCAGUUCAGCCCGGGCCCUCGCACCACCAUGUUCCGCAUCCCGGAGUUCAAGUGGUCGCCCCUGCACCAGAGGCUCCUGGCCGACCUGCUCUUUGCCCUGGAGAGCGACGUGCACGUCUGGAGGAGCCAUUCCAGCAAGUCUGUCAUGGACUUCGUGAACAGCAGUGAGAACAUCAUUUUCGUCCAUAACACCAUCCACCUCAUCUCGCAGAUGGUGGACAACAUCAUCAUUGCCUGCGGUGGCAUCCUGCCGCUGCUCUCAGCCGCCACUUCUCCGUCUGUGGAGAACAUCGAGGCGACGCAGGGCAUGUCGUCGGAGACGGCCGUCACCUUCUUGUCUCGCCUGAUGGUGAUGGUGGACGUGCUGGUCUUCUCCAGCUCGCUCAACUUCAGCGAGAUCGAGGCGGAGAAGAACAUGUCGUCUGGCGGCCUCAUGCGUCAGUGCCUGAGACUCGUGUGUUGCAUGGCAGUGAAGAGCUGUCUGGAGUGCAGGCACCGGCACGGCGGGAACAUGCCGAUCGCUACCACCACCAACAACAACAAGUGCCAGGACAUGCCAGCAAAUACUGACCCCGAUCGCCUCCUGCAGGAUGUGGACAUCAACCGCCUGCGUGCCGUGGUCUUCCGUGACGUGGACGACAGCAAGCAAGCUCAGUUCCUGGCUCUGGCCGUGGUCUACUUCAUUUCCGUUCUCAUGGUGUCCAAGUACCGCGACAUCUUGGAGCCUCAGCGCGAGACGGGCAGGACGAGCGCCAAGCCGGGCCACGGCGCGCCCGCUGCUUCUCUGACUUAUGUUUCUGCCCUCUCAGAAGCCGGACAGACCUUUGCGGACCCUCCAGACCCCCCUCCGGCUUCAGACGAGCGCUCGCUUCCCCGCAGCGAGCCGAGCGUCCCGAUCGAGGGGCUCGUCGGCGUAGUCAACGGCUGUGAGCUCUUCCCCGAGCCUCUGCCGCCCUCCUCCUCCUCCUCCUCGGGGCUCAACGUCAAGGAGAUCCUCAAGAGUCUGGUGGCCCCGCCCAUGGAAGGCAUGGAGGCGGGGCUAGAGACGGUCUCCUGCCCGGACCUCGCGGCCGAGGCCCAGAGGGCACCGCCCAUGCAGUUCCACUCCUUUGACAGGAGCGUGGUGGUACCCGCCAAGAAGCCGCCCCCGGGGGGUCUUGCCGUCACCACGGCGGGGGGCAGCCCCGCUACCGGCCCGGUGACGCCCAACAUCUUUGCGGCUGCCUCGAGCAACCCUAAGAGCAUGAUCAACACCAUGGGAGCCAUCGACGCCUCCGCCGGCGGCGCCGGGCCGUCGUCCUCGUCCGCCCUCGUCAACGGCGCCACCAGGAGGAACCUCCCCGCCGUGCAGACGGUGGCGCCCAUGCCCGAAGACACUCUUGAGAACAUGAGUAUCACCUCCAAACUGGAGCGAGCGUUGGAGAAGGUCGCCCCACUGCUGAGGGAAAUCUUUGUGGACUUUGCGCCCUUCCUGUCGCGAACCCUGCUGGGCAGUCACGGACAGGAGCUGCUCAUUGAAGGUCUGGUGUGCAUGAAGUCAAGCACGUCGGUGGUGGAGCUGGUGAUGCUGCUUUGUUCUCAAGAGUGGCAGAACUCCAUCCAGAAGAACGCCGGCUUGGCCUUCAUUGAGCUCAUCAACGAAGGAAGGUUGCUGUGUCACGCCAUGAAGGACCACAUCGUGCGGGUGGCCAACGAGGCCGAGUUCAUCCUGAACAGACAACGAGCCGAGGACGUCCACAAACACGCCGAGUUUGAGUCGAACUGCAGCCAGUACGCUGCCGAGAGACGAGAGGAAGAGACCAUGUGCGAGCACCUGAUCGGCGCCGCCAAGCAUCGGGAUCACGUGACCGCCAGUCAACUGCGGCAGAAGAUCGUCAACAUCCUCACCAACAAACAUGGCGCCUGGGGGACGCUGGGCCAGAGGCCGCCUCCCGAUUUCUGGCGUCUGGACUACUGGGAGGACGACCUGCGGCGGAGGCGGCGAUUCGUCAGGAACCCGCUGGGCACUGUGCACUUGGAGGUCUCGUGCAAAACUCUGCAGGAGUACGCGACGGAAGAAGACGAGCUGGUUAAGUGGAAGACUUUGGUCUUCCCGGGACAAAGUUUUCCCAGCCCGAGCCCCGAAAUUGAGCCCAUCCUGGAGGGAGACGACGACUCCGCCGGCCUGCUGCAGGAGAAGGAGACGGACGGCCUCGGCGGCCCGGUGGUGCUGAGCAGCCCGGCCCAGCUGGUGGCUCCCGGCCUGGUGGCUCGGGGGACCCUUUCCAUCACCGGCAGCGAAAUCUACUUCGAGGUGGACGAGGACGACCCCGCCUUUAAGGGGGUCAGCCCCAAGGUUUUGGCGUACACAGAAGGUCUGCAUGGGAAGUGGAUGUUCAGCGAAAUCCGCGCCGUCUUCUCCAGGUGUCACCUGCUGCAGAACACAGCCGUGGAGGUCUUCAUGGCCAAUAGAACAUCCGUCCUGUUUAACUUCCCUGACCAGUCCACAGUGAAGAAAGCGGUGCAUAGUCUUCCUCGAGUCGGCGUGGGGACCAGCUAUGGACUCCCACAAGACAGGCGGGUCUCGCUGGCCAGCCCUCGGCAGCUCUUCAAGUCAUCCAACAUGACGCAGCGCUGGCAGAGGAGAGAGAUCUCCAACUUUGAGUACCUCAUGUUCCUCAACACCAUCGCAGGCAGGACAUACAACGACCUGAACCGCUACCCGCUCUUCCCCUGGGUGCUGGCCAGCUACGACUCUCAGGAACUGGACCUCACCCUGCCCGCUAACUUCCGAGAUCUCUCCAAGCCUGUCGGCGCUCUCAACCCCAAGCGUGCCGCGUUCUUCGCCCAGCGCUUCGAGUCGUUGGCCGACGACCAGACGCCGCCGUACCACUACCGACGCUACUGCUCCACGGCUGCCUCUGUGCUGCAUUGGCUCAUCAGGGUGGAGCCGUUCACCAGCUUGUUUCUCAGCGCCAACAAUGACACAUUUGACCACCCGGACCGCAUUUUUUCCUCCAUCGCCCGCUCUUGGAGGAACUGUCAGCGGGAUCCCUCUGACGUCAAGGAGCUGAUCCCGGAGUUCUUCUACCUGCCGGAGAUGUUGGUCAACGCCAACGGCUACCAUCUGGGAAUGCGUGAGGACCGCGUCAUGGUGGGCGACGUGGACUUGCCGCCCUGGGCCAAGACCCCCGAAGACUUUGUGAGGAUCAAUAGAAUGGCGCUGGAGAGCGAGUUUGUGUCGUGUCAGCUGCAUCAGUGGAUUGACCUCGUUUUCGGCUACAAGCAACGCGGGCCCGAGGCGGUGCGCGCCCUCAACGUCUUUCACCACCUGACGUACGAGGGCGGCGUCAGCCUAGACGCCAUCACAGACCCUUUGACCAGAGAGGCCACAGAGGCGCAGAUCCGGAGCUUUGGACAGACGCCAUCUCACUUGCUCAUCGAGCCACAUCCUCCACGCAGCUCCGCCAUGCACCUGAGUCCUUUGAUGUUCAAGGACCAGCUGCAGCAGGACGUCAUCAUGGUGCUGAAGUUCCCGUCCAACUCGCCGGUGACGCACGUGGCCGCCAACACGCUACCGCACCUCGCCGUGCCGGCCGUGGUCACCGUCACGUGCAGCCGCCUCUUCGCCGUCAACCGAUGGCACAACACUGUCGGCCUCCGAGGAGCACCCGGAUACUCCCUGGAACAGGCUCAUCAUCUCCCAAUUGAGAUGGACCCUCUGAUUGCCAACGGCGCUGCGAGCAACAAGCGUCAGAUCACAGACUUAGUGGACCAGAGCAUCCAGAUCAGCACGCAGUGCUUUGUGGUGACAGCUGACAACCGCUACAUCCUGGUGUGCGGCUUCUGGGACAAGAGCUUCCGCGUGUACUCCUCGGAGACAGGAAAGCUGACCCAGAUCGUGUUCGGCCACUGGGACGUGGUGACGUGUGUGGCGCGCUCCGAGUCGUACAUCGGGGGCGACUGCUACAUCGUGUCGGGCUCCCGAGACGCCACUCUUCUUCUGUGGUACUGGAGCGGCAGGCACCACAUCAUUGGCGACAACCCCGCCAACAGCGACUACCCGGCGCCGCGAGCUGUCCUCACGGGCCACGACCAGGAAGUGGCGUGCGUGGCGGUCUGCGCAGAGCUGGGGCUGGUCAUCAGCGGGGGCAAAGAUGGCCCGUGCCUUGUGCACACCAUCACCGGGGACCUGCUGCGGGCGCUGGAGGGUCCUGAGGGCUGGCGGCGGCCGCGGCUCAUCUCGGUGUCCAGCGAGGGCCACUGCAUCGUGUACUACGAGCGCGGGCGCUUCUGCAACUUCAGCAUCAACGGCAAGCUGCUGGCCCACAUGGAACUCCGAGACAGCACCAGGGCCAUGGUGCUGAGCAGCGACGGGCACAAUCUGGCCACCGGUGGCGACAACGGCGUGGUCCAAGUGUGGCAGGCGUGCAGCCUCGAGCCACUCUACGUGUACCCGGCCUGCGACGCCGCCAUCAGAGCCAUGGACCUGUCCCAUGAUCAAAGGACCCUGAUCACUGGGAUGGCCUCAGGAAGUAUCGUCGCCUUCAACAUCGACUUCAACCGCUGGCAUUACGAGCACCAACACCGAUACUGAGCGACGACCCGGCGGCGCUCACUCUGGACCAAGAACCGCGACCGGGGUCCGAGAGAGACGACGACAACGUCGCGUGCGGGCCCCGUCCCGGUGGCCUGGCAAAAAACAGGUUUGCCUUCAAGCACCGACGCGCUUGACGUCUGCCAGAGUUGCGCGAGCCAAACGAGAACGUGGGAAAUGUACAACAAACGGUUCCGAGACUUGCUCGUAAACCGAACGGAAUCGGAUUAUCUCCCAUAAAUAUACAAGCCGGUGUCAGGAUGUGACCGUGACAUGCUGGACUUGGGAAGAAAAUUCCUGUCAAGCAGGAAUAUGUUUGUUUAUGUCCGGUUUAAACAUCCAGAGAGUCACGCGGCACACAACCAUGAGGAGUUUUUCCAUCCUAGCUCAUAAACACACAGCCAAACUAAGCAGGGAGGGUGCUGUGGGGGGGGGGGGGGGGGGGGGUGAGUCACGACCAUGAUUAAGGUGACAUUUACAGGGGAGAAAUUUGUUUUCUCCGUCUUGUUCCCCCCGCCGAUGAUGUGUGGAGGUCAAUUCAUGGCAUCCAUUAACUUGCUCUCCAAGUGGGGGAGUUGGACCUGCUGACAAUUCUCCUCUUAUCUUAUUAACGUUUAAAAUUUGAUAUCCUCAUUUUUGUAAAUGUAAAAAUAAAUCCAUUUCAAGUCAGGCCUUUGUCUUUUUUUCAAGACUUCCUGGCUGGCUGGUAGCUCUCGCUUGUAACCGCAUUUGUGCUUGAACACUGCCCUCUAGUGGGAGAGAAACGUUCAAACACGCAAAUCUGGAUUUUCGAGAUCAUGCAAGAAUCAUUUCAAAUCAACCACUGAUCCAGUCAAAGAAUGAAAGAACAUUAUUAUUUUUUUUAAUGACUGUGUGAGGCCACGUCCCCAACCAGCUCCUCCUCCUCAAGGGAGCAACAACCCGAGCAGGUCGUGCCGUUCGAAAUUGUAGCAUGUUUAGCAGACUGUUUUCCAACACUCGGACACACAACAACAGUGAUGCUCAAGCACUUGGAGACUGCGUGUAAGCGUCCUCCUAGCUUGUAUGACACCACACAUUCAGUCUGUGCACCCCCCGCCCCCCCCCCCCCAAAAAAUAAAUAAGUGCAACUGUGCAGUCAUGACAUGAACAUAUUUCAUAAUUUAAAGUAUGCAAAUGGAUUCAUAUUUUGUGGCAAACCUAUGAGAGGAGAGCUGGAAAAUAAGCUUUUUGUCGUUUUCAUUUGAGAAUCAUUUAGAUUUGUUUGUAUUCAUUAGUUGAUAUUGUGAAUGUGUUUAUGCAUCGCUGUUUUUUAUUUAUUUAUUUAUGCCGCGAUACUUCGUUGCCUAUUUGUAUACUUAUGUUUUCUGAGUUGCAUUUUAAAUAUACAUAUAUAUCUCUAUAUAUAUAUUUUUUUGAAGUCUGGGAUAUUUUCUCUUUAGAUGUUAUUCAUGCAAACGUGUUUAAAAAAUGACCAUGUCACUUUACUGAAUGUCUUUUUCUUUUCCAAGUGCUUUUAUUGCUACUUUCUGUCUGAACUUGUCACAGCAGGAUUUCGCUUUAAAAAAAUGUUGUUUCCCCCACGUCACUUUUCAGCAUUUUUAAUGAGAUAAAAGAAGAAUAAAAAGAUUUUUUGGGGGGGAAAAA
Hippocampus zosterae (dwarf seahorse) is the source of this 10059-nucleotide messenger RNA. Its product is annotated as neurobeachin-like. The record is from RefSeq and is a predicted model, not a curated record. Gene Ontology annotation, biological process: intracellular protein localization. Gene Ontology annotation, molecular function: protein kinase binding. Gene Ontology annotation, cellular component: cytosol; membrane. Lineage: Eukaryota; Metazoa; Chordata; Actinopteri; Syngnathiformes; Syngnathidae. The transcript is spliced from 56 exons. The coding region runs from base 223 to 8433 and encodes 2736 amino acids.